CUGGUCUGACAGGUUUUAGUCUUGUUCCCAGGGACUUGCUGAGUUUCUAGAUCUCUCCGCUGUUUGUUUGUUAGUUGUUGUCAUAUGAUCUGCUGUAUCAGGAUUACUCCUUUAUCUCCUCUGUAAGCUCAUCUUCAUGAACACAAGAGCAGGUGUGUAGUGAGUGUGGAGAGAGAAGUGUCGGGUUCAUCAAGGUAGAGGCAUUCAGCUGUUAAAGUGGCGAGAGGUAUGAGAACUGAACAUGGACUCUGUCUGAAGCGCUUUCUAUCGGACUCAAUCCUGCUGAUCUAACAGACGCGUGAUGCUGUGCUUUCUGCUCCUGACGCUUCACUGGAUGACCGUCACUGAAGCGCUGCAGUCGUCCAAGGAAGAUGGCAAAAGGCCGUAUAUUUACCGCUGCCGCUCGCCCAACAUGGAGAUCUUCACCUGCUGGUGGCAUCCGAUCGCUAAUCAGGACAACGUCACCUACACGCUCCUGUACACCAUGGGACGUCAUGUCUCCUCACAGUGAGCGUGCUCCUCAGGAGUGUCCUGAUUACGUGAGCGGCGGCAUCAACAGCUGCUUCUUUGAUGCCAAACACACUCAGAUCUGGGAGAUGUACUGCAUGAACGUGACGGCACACACACACACGGGGCCCAUCACCUCUCGGAAACACUGCCUGGACGUGGUCGAGAUAGUGGAGACCGACCCUCCCUUUAACCUGACGUAUAUCAUGCUGAACGAGAGCAUCGGUGAAGUCGGCCGCAGUGUUUUAGUGUCCUGGCUGCAUCCGAUUGAGUCUCUGGUUCAUGAGCAACUGGUGAUGCUGGUCUACGAGCUGCGCUACAGAAACCUCGCUCAGCCAGACAACUGGAGGGUAAUGGAGCGUUUGCGCGAGCCUCAUGUGGAGUUUUUGGAUCUGCCGGUGGGAAGGUAUGAGUUCAGUGUGCGCUGCCGCACCACCAGCAACAAACACUGGAGUGUAUGGAGUGAGUCCAUCAUCGUCACCAUCAACGGCAGAGCUCUGUCCGAUCAAAUGUUGGCCUUGAUCCUUGUGACCAGCAUCGCCAUCAUGAUCUUCCUCUUCAUUAGUUUGGGGAACAUCCGACGAGGCAUGUGCAGGAUUAAAUCAUUCCUCCUGCCAGCGAUUCCCAAACCGCGCAUCCCAGGGCUUGAACCCGCUCUGCUGAAGAAGGGGAAGAUUGAUGAGAUCGAUCAGCAUUUCUCCAGUUUUCACGGCUAUAGGUCUCCACAGUACUGCACGGAGACAUGUUCCCAUGUGAGUGUGGACACGAGACCGGCUGUGACACCCAGCAUCAUCCAGUCUGAUGGUAUACAGGAGGAUGUGCUGAUCAGGACGAUCACACCGAGUGUGUUGAUUGGGCCAAUCAAGCAGUACGUCACCUGCCCUGAUGGACAACAGUCUGUUCAGACCAACUGCACCCCUGCACCGUACUGCCACAGCCCCGCCCCCUACUCUGAGGAGGACACGCCCCCUGCAGACCCUGGGCCUGCCCACCCAGAGCUUACGUCUGUCCCAGGCAUGAACUACAGCAUGAUCCUAAGCCCCGCCCCCACAACGCCGCCCACUCAGGACUUCUACACGUGUGUGAACGGUGUGAUGCCCUCCGGCGCUCUACAUCUGGUGCCCUACCUGCUGUUCAACCAGAGACCGGAUGACGAAGCAGAAAAGAAGAGCCAGCUGGCAACGCUACUGGAGAUGCAGAAGGAGGUGCUGUUGAGCACGAUAGAGUCGAACCCAAGCGAAGCUGGCAUGCCUUCAUAACCUCAUUCACCAGACAGGAUCUGCAGAAGCAUCUAAUAACACACACACAAGCAGCGCAUUAGCAGCAGUGCAGGGCGUGUUUUAGCGUUAAGUCUUUCGCAGUGCUGCUCCUGCUCGAGUAAAGUGACAAUGCAAUAAUAUGGACUAAAUUAACAUGAUUUUAAUCUAAUUCAUUGAGUUUAGUUUGGAAAAAUGUAUAGAUUUGAUAGGAAUUAUAGAAAGUCGAGUAAUUUAUUUAGCUACCAAAUUUUAAGAUUUUACAGGCAAUUAAUGAUGUGUGAGAGAGAUUUUCGUGUAGAGAGGAUCAGAUCACAGAUUUGAUGAUCAGAACAGAAUCUAAGGUCUGACUAGAAAUGACUAAAAAGAGGAAAAUGUUUCUGUAAUGGACAGAUUAAAGAACAGAGAGAGAAAGGGUCACUGCUUGAGUCACACGCUGAUCCUCAAAUAUAUACAUGACUCUGUUUUGUACUGUAUUCAUAAAGAAAAGAUAUUAAAGGUCAAAAAUGGCUGUUUUUUAUGUUUUUCAUUUUUAUGUGUUUGUUCUUGGCUAUGUAGAAGUAUUUUAUAACAGUGUCACAAAUAGAAAGAGAUAAUGUUACUGUAACGUGAACGUGUGUGUGUGAGUGUGCACUGUUUUUCUUUGUGUGCCUUAGAGAGACUGAAGCACUGUAAUUCUGUUUCACUGAAACACUGUUUCUCAGACUCAUUUCAGUGUCAGGUCAUAUUUCAGAAACAAUGACUCUUGUUUUCCUGAGGGAUUAUUUGUCUUUGGGGUGUAUUGUCAUUGAUACGGAGGCAUGGGGAUCCAUCUGCAAAGCUUUAUUCAAAGACAUGGUCAACACAGGCAAGGGUCGGACAAUGGAAAACAGGUACACUGAGGGCAAGACCAAAGAGUAGUCCGGUAAACAGACAUGGGUCGAUACAAAGGGCAAAGCAAACAGAUAAUCCUCAGACAAUAGUCCAGGCGAGGUAUAAACUAUGUCUGAGAAGGCAAUAUAAAGGGUGAUCCGGGGCAGGUAGCAGACAGACAAAAGGAGGAGACAGGCUAAGAUAACAAAGCUAGGCUAAACAGGCUAGAUAAAGGUGAGGCAAAGAACAAGACUAGGAACUAGGCGAAACUCAGAAUGACUAUAACAUUGCUAUCACUGACACACGCAAACAAUACUCAUCCCUGAACUGUGGUUAGAGCCUGGUAUUAAAGGUGUGUGAUUGGCUGCAGGUGAGGGUGUAAUCAGUGCAAUGGAACAUGGGAAAUGUAGUCCAGGAUGAUGUGAAACAGUCUGUGUAGCGUGAGCGUCAAUAUAAUAGGAAGGUGAGCUCUGGUGGCGAGCAGAUGGAAGACCACAUCACUUGUGCAGGUUAAAACGUUCAUGUUCUACCUGCAGAUCAGUUAUAGAAACACAUCAGAGAGGUUCUGAUAUAUUUAAAAAGAGGUUUAUAGAGUAGUAAAGGUGUCAGCUUUCAAAGAAAUGCAGUAUGUAUUCUAACUACAACGUGUUUUUGUGCAUUAGGUUAUUUUUGUAUGCUUUCUGUAAGUCUUUGUUCCUCAUGUAAAUGUUGCCAUUUGUGGGAUAACCAUAUUCCAUUGUGGUCAAAUAAAGUAAAACUAAAAAUG
Carassius auratus (goldfish) is the source of this 3381-nucleotide messenger RNA. Its product is annotated as growth hormone receptor-like. The record is from RefSeq and is a predicted model, not a curated record. NCBI's taxonomy places the organism in Eukaryota, Metazoa, Chordata, Actinopteri, Cypriniformes, Cyprinidae. Gene Ontology annotation, cellular component: external side of plasma membrane. Gene Ontology annotation, biological process: cytokine-mediated signaling pathway. Bases 372 to 1766 code for a protein of 464 amino acids. Gene Ontology annotation, molecular function: protein binding; cytokine receptor activity. The transcript has 9 exons.